Molecule: messenger RNA, 1035 nt
Organism: Rhea pennata
Lineage: Eukaryota; Metazoa; Chordata; Aves; Rheiformes; Rheidae
Product: G-protein coupled receptor 4-like
Exons: 3
Coding region: 1-1035 (344 amino acids)
Biological process (GO): G protein-coupled receptor signaling pathway
Cellular component (GO): membrane
Molecular function (GO): G protein-coupled receptor activity
Source: RefSeq, a predicted model, not a curated record
AUGGGGGCUGUGGCGAGCGUGGUUUCAGCACAGCAGAAGGUUAUUGAGGACGGCAGGCGCCUCGCCGUGCUGCCGGCCAGUGCUGGGGAUCCUCCAGGAGGAGUGCGUGGAGGCCCACCGACAAGCCCUGGGAACACGGCUUGCUCCUUCACAGUCACGCAAGUUGCUGGCAUGGACAACUCCUCCCAGUGGCAUGUGCCCUUUAACUCCACCAAGCAUUUUCUCCUCCCCAUCUACAGCCUUGUGCUUGGUGCCGGGCUGCCCCUGAAUGGCCUGGCCCUCUGGGCCCUGCUGUCCCAGACUAGCACGUCGGUGCUCUUCACCUACAUGCUGAACGUGGUGGUGGCCAACCUGCUGCAGCUUCUGACGCUGCCCUUCUGGAUCGACUACAGCCGCCAGGACCACGUUUGGUCUUGGGGUAGCACCACCUGCAGAGGGGUGGGCCUGACCUUCCUCACAGCCCUCUAUGCCAAGAACGGCUUCCUCUGCCUCAUCGCCAUGGAGCGCUACCUGGGGCUGGUCCAUCCACUGCGCUUCCGGGGCCUGCAGACGGCACGCAGCGCAGCCGGGCUGUGCCCCAGAGAGAAGCGCUAUGCUGUGUUCAGGACAGCUGCCGGAGUCCUCUCCUUCUUCCUGCCCUGCUUCUUCAUGACCUUCUUCUACCUCCGCGGCCUGGGGAAGCUCAAGGAAGUGACCACCCUCAAUGGGAAAGCCAAGAGGAAGAUCACUCGGUUCAUCGCUUGCAUGAUCAUUGCCUUCUAUCUGCUCCAGGUCCCUUACCAGGCUACCUCCUACUCCAAGUUCAUGGCACAGCUGCUGCUGGAGAACAGCUGCUCCUUCGAGGGGUAUCUCUUCACCUACGACCGCCUGGCACUGGGCCUCACCACCAUCAGCGAUGUGGCCGACCCCCUCCUCUACAUCCUGCUCCUCAAGGACGUGCGAGAGGCGCUUGCCAAGCGCCUGGUGUGCUGGGGCAGCACCCCAGCGAUGGGGGGGGGGCACCAGGGCCCAGUGCCAGCAUGUACCACAGUGUGA